GACGCGUCUGCUGCAAAACGAGGCGAAAAGCCGCCGAAAGAAGAAGCAGUCAUAUGUUAUGAUGAAGGUGGGGUUUACUUUGAAUUAAAAACAAGAGCAGCACAUAAAUGUAACGUUAGGCAAGCCUGCUGAAAACCGAGCAAAACACUACUUGAAUCUAAAGGUGGCAUCAUGAGUCCAGCUCAAUGGGAUCUUCCCCCAGAGCUGUGCUGCAGGCCCGUGGCCUUUGUGGCUCUGACAGGACUAGACGUGGUUUAUAAUGCCAUCCACAGAGCCAUAUGGGAUGCCUUCUGUGCCAACCGGCGGGCGGACAGAGUGCCCAUCUCUUUUAAAGUUCUGCCCGGAGACAACGAGUAUCCAAAGUGCAGAACCAAGAGAACAUCAUAUGAGUGGUACAUCCCUAAAGGGAUACUGAAGACGGGCUGGAUGAAUAAACAUCUCAAUCUGGUGCCUGCGCUGGUCGUGCUGUUUUAUGAGCUGGACUGGGAUGAUCCACAAUGGAAGGAAAAGCAAUCCGAAUGUGCAACCAAAGUGGAAAUUGUCAGGACAAGUUUACAAGGAAGAAACACGAAGGUCGCUGUUGUUUUGAUUCAGAAGAAAACUCCUCUCCCACCAGGUGAAGAUCUGGUGGCAUCUGAGAGGGCUUCUGCUCUAUGUGGUGCCUGUGACCUGUCUGGGAAGUCCCUGUUUGUCCUGCCCCAUACGGACCACCUGGUGGGAUACAUCAUUAGGUUGGAAAACGCAUUCUACGAACAUGCACAGACCUACUAUUAUAAUGAGAUCAGGAGAGUGAAAUCUCACAAGGAGUUCCUCAAUAAAACUACACACCAGUUGCUGUUUGUCAGGCACCAGUUUAAAAUGGGCUUCUUCAGUGAACUAAAGCAGGACACUCAGAAUGCACUCAAAUAUUACAGGACUGCUUAUAGCCUCGUUCAUGAACUCAGAGCUCAUGAAACCAACAUGCUUGAGAUCAAAACCAUGGCUGGAUUCAUCAACUACAAGAUCUGCAGGCUCUGCUUUCAGCACAACACCCCGCUGGAUGCCAUUGCUCAGUUCCGCAAACACAUCGACCUGUGCAAGAAGAAGAUUGGUAGCGCUGAGCUGGCGUUUGAACACACGGCCUGGAUGUCCAAACAGUUCCAGUCGUUUGGUGAUCUGUUCGAUGAGGCCAUUAAACUGGGCCUCACCGCUAUUCAGACCCAGAACCCAGGUUUCUACUAUCAACAGGCUGCUUAUUAUGCACAGGAGCGCAAGCAGCAAGUGGGGCAACUCUGUAGUCAUGAGCCAGGCGUGGGCUACCCUGCACCUGACCCAUUAGAGACCACCUCCGGAGCUCUAGACUUUUAUGGACAGAGACCUUGGAGACAGGGACAUCAGAGCAUUGAUCCUCCAGAUUCUGAGAAGGAGAAACAAGGCAUCCUCGCUCUUCAAGUUAAAGAGAGGGACAUCCCUCAUUCGGAGCUGAUCAUUGCUCUCCUCAGCAAUGCUGUCGCUCAGUUUAAGAAGUACAAGUGUCCACGAAUGAAGAGCCAUCUCAUGGUUCAGAUGGGAGAGGAAUAUUAUCAUGCAAAAGACUACACCAAAGCAUUAAAACUGUUGGAUUAUGUGAUGUGUGACUACCGUACAGAGCGCUGGUGGUCUCUGCUGACGUCUAUAUUGUGCACGGCUUUGAAGUGCUCCUACCUCAUGGGUCAAGUGAAAGACUACAUCACCUACUCCAUGGAGCUCGUGGGCAGAGCCUCCAUCCUCCCUGAAGAGCAGAAGUCCAGGAUUGAGAAGAAUCUGAUUAAAGUGCUCAUGAAUGAAGUCCCAGAGCCUGAACCGGACUGUGACCCGUUGUCUGUGAAGACGGCCCAGUCUCUGUGGAGUGAUCGCAUCUCUCUGGCCGGCAGUAAUGAGUUCACCAUUGAGGUCCAGGACUAUGUGCCCUUUGUUCAGUGCAAAGCCAAGUUCCUGUCCCCUAGUUUCCACAUAGAUGAGCCUGUCCAGCUACACGUCUAUGUGAGAGCUGACUGCCCACAUCCUGUGCUAUACUCAAAACAAUGCACAACUCUUUUCUCAGUGGAUGUUUUUGAAUUGCAGGAGUAUAACCAGUACUGUUUACUGGAGGACGCCUCUAAAGGGAAGGAUAUUCUAGAACCUUCCACCCAGGAGAACAUGUGUCUUGUCCCAGGCAAAACCCGCAAAUACUGCUUCAAAUUUGUAGCCAAAACAGAAGAUGUUGGAAAGAAGAUUGAGAUUACGAGUGUGGGACUCAUGUUAGGCAGAGAGACGGCCCGAUAUGUCUAUCUGAACUGGCGGGGUGGCUGGGGGGAUGCUGCCUCUUCCCAUGAGACUUUGCAGGCUUGCCGCUCCUUUAAGAAGAGGACACGCUUCCCAGAGCAGCAGGUUGAUUGGGACACAGUUACUAUACAGUCCAGCUUAAGGAUCAUUUCCAGAGUGCCCAAAAUCUCUGUGCAGCUGACUCACGAGCCUCCAGCACUGACCAAUGAGAUGUACUGUAUGAUUGUUACCAUCCAAUCAGGAGAGGACACUGUGGCCAAAGACAUUAAACUUACUGCAGGCCUCAAACCAGGUCAGGAUGCCAAUCUCACACAGUCAACCCAAAUCACACUAAACGGCACUGAGGUGUGUGAUGAUUCUCAUCCUGCCCUGCUUCCUGACAUUCCCCUCGGAGAUCUGCAUCCUGGACAGAAGAUUGUGAAGCCCCUGUAUAUCCACUGCGUGAGCACUGGAUCCAGAAUAUUACUGUUUCACGUGGCUUAUUCUGUGAGUGCCACGGUCGAGGGCAAGGACAUCACCUGCAAAUGUCACAAAGAUGAAACUGUUACAUUAGAAACAGUUGUUCCAUUUGAAGUGGCAAUGAAGUUUGUGUCCAGUCAGUUUGAGCAUUUGGAGCGUGUGUACGUGGACAUCCCCUUCUUGUUGAUGAUGGAUAUUUUGAGCGCGUCUCCGUGGCCGAUCGAGUUGGUGAACAGUGAAGUGCAGCUGGCCUCCAGUAUGAAUGCCAUCGAUCAGCCCCAGAGUCAGGUAGAAGGAGUCACGCUUCAGACCAGUGAAUGUGCCAGUGAGUGUUUCCUGCUCAAAUGUCCUCCUGUUCAGAACGGCACCAGUACUGUGGCAUCUGGACACUACAUCAUUUCCUGGAAGAGAAAGUCAACAUUUGCUGAGACAUCAGUUGUGAGAACGAUCGUUACUCUGCCACAUGUGAUGGUCGAGAAUAUUCCACUUUAUGUUCAUGCAGAGCUGCCAUCGUUUGGUCGUGUGCGUGAGUCUUUACCUGUUCGGUACCAUCUGGAGAAUCGAACCGGGCUGGUUCAGGAUGUCGAGAUCACCGUGGAGCCCAGCGAUGCAUUUAUGUUUAGUGGACUCAAACAGGUGCGAAUGAGGAUUUUGCCCGGUGCAGAACAGGAGAUGUUGUAUAAUUUCUAUCCUCUGAUGGCGGGAUAUCAAGUCCUUCCUCAGCUCAACAUCAACCUGCUGCGCUUUCCAAACAUCUCCAAUCAACUGCUACGUCGCUUCCUGCCUUCACGCAUCUUUGUCAAGCCUCAGGGCAGAAAUGGAGACACUUCCAUAGAAGCAGCGUGAGGAAGAGAGGAGCACAUCUCCAAACUCAGAAGCAUUGUCAUGGAUACUAUUGCAGGAUGAAGGCUGAACAUUCCUCGGAGAACACCUGUUUACAGCUUAAUGAUUUGAAUUGUGAAUGAAAUAUUAGGGAUUUCAGUUGAUUUUGUUGUGUCUAGAUUGUUGCUUGUCAAACAAGACUGAAAUGAUGCUUGCAUAAUAACAGAUUUCAUCUACAUUACUCAUAUUCUCUAAAAUGUUCAUGAAAAUAACCUUGUAACUAAACUAAAUAACUGCUAAAUAAUGUUAGAAAUCAUUAAACUGACAUGAAACUAGCUGUUGAAUAAACUUUUUUUUUUUUUGCUUCAUUGUCA
Messenger RNA from Cyprinus carpio (common carp), 3938 nucleotides. RefSeq names its product trafficking protein particle complex subunit 11-like. Lineage: Eukaryota; Metazoa; Chordata; Actinopteri; Cypriniformes; Cyprinidae. Bases 172 to 3588 code for a protein of 1138 amino acids. The transcript has 30 exons. The record is from RefSeq and is a predicted model, not a curated record.